GAUCUGUCUGUGCUCAGUCCCACUUUGUUCGCUCACCUCCAAAGCAUGUUUGUCGUGUCGACCUUCCGAAACACGAUUCGGAUUCAUCCCGCUGACUUUGCAAAGGAUCCUCAAACGGCGAUCGCAGACGAAAUCAACCGACUCUACGCCAACAAGGUCGUGCUCAACAUUGGGCUGUGCAUCUGCUUGUACGAUCUGACCGAGGUUGGCGACGCGUACAUUGUCUCAUCGGACGGAUCCACACGAACAGAGGUGGUCUUUCGAUUAAUUGUAUUCCGUCCGUUCGAAGGCGAGGUCGUCUCCGGCACCAUCCGACGGAGCAUUCCUAGCGGCAUCAUUGUGAAUAUCGGCACGUUUUUUGAUGAUGUUUUCAUCCCCGCAGAGAAUCUUCAGCCGGGAACAAUCUUCAACCCAGAUCUGCAAGAAUUCGUUUGGACGUUUGCCGAGCAAGAGUUGCGGAUGGAGGCGGACUCGCGAAUUCGGUUUCGUGUUGUUGCAGACCGCUUUUCAGACCUGACACCAGUACAUACCGAAGCUCCUCGCUUUGUAGACAAUGAUAUUGCCGUCACUCGUACUGUGGCCAGCGCAGAGGACCCGUACAAACGACCAUACAUGGUGAUUGGAUCUGCGUCAGACAGUGGUCUCGGUCUGGAGGCCUGGUGGGAGUGAUUUUGUCGCAAGCGCCUGAUGGACGCGAAAUGUAAUCACUAGAUCUCGAUCUACACCUUGUUAUGAGCAUGCAUCUUGCACGCAGUGUUCCUCGUCGAACCUUUUGUUCCUGAAUAUUCAAUUGAUCCUUUCCUGA
Messenger RNA from Capsaspora owczarzaki ATCC 30864, 805 nucleotides. RefSeq lists its product as hypothetical. The transcript has 6 exons. Gene Ontology annotation, cellular component: RNA polymerase III complex. The record is from RefSeq and is a predicted model, not a curated record. Lineage: Eukaryota; Filasterea; Ministeriida; Capsasporidae. The coding region runs from base 46 to 669 and encodes 207 amino acids. Gene Ontology annotation, biological process: DNA-templated transcription; transcription initiation at RNA polymerase III promoter.